AAAGCCAGUUGGAGAAACAAGUUUUCGAGUGAUCUUCUUCGCGCGUCCAGCGGCGUCCAACUGCUUGUUGGCUGCUGCCUGCCCUGCCACAACUCAUUUAGCUGCGAGUCGGCGAACCGCAAACAACACGACAAACUGCUCCAAAAAGUGCCAUUCCAAGAUGUCUAACAAUCUGUGGCUGUUACUGUCGCUGUUGGCCCUGGCCGGAACGGUGAGAUCGCAGGAAUAUCACUACCAGCGCCCCCAAGUACCCUUCAGCGAGGUGUCAGCGCGUCGUCAGCAGCCUGUCAAAUAUGUGGUCCAAACUCUGGGGCCCAACAGUCGCACCUAUGACCUGGAAUCCCACCUGGCGCCGGCCAUCUAUGAGAACCACCAGACUGUGCAUGUGAGGGGACAGAGGGGACAGCAGAGUAAGCUCGGAUAUGGAUACCAGAGCGCACAACAGCAGUUGCUUGUACAGCCGCAACAAUACGCACCGCAGCAGCAAGUGCAGUAUCUGGCACCGCAGCGGGUGCAGCAGCCACAGCUGCAGUAUUCGACCAAUGCAAAUCCAUUGCUGGGCAGCGGUAGCUAUCAGCAAUACUCCUCAGCCGUGGCAGCUCCUCUGAACACGCUGGCAUUGGCUCCCCCCGCACCUCCACUCAGCUACUACCAGCCUCAGACUCAACCUCAGACUCAGGUUCAAGCUCAGCCACAGACUCAACUUCAAGGCCAAUACGGAGUGCCACAGCAGCAGAGCCUGGCGCCACAGCGACUCUACUUUGCCAACCCACAUCCCUAUGCCAUGGUAAGGCUCCCCUCGGGGCAGCAGGUGUUGGAUGCUGGUCAUGGCUCCGGCGUGCCGCCCACAGCGGUGCUGAACACGCUCCUCACCAGCACGGGUCUCACCGAACCAGAGCCGAGAAAGGGCAACCAGGUGGCCCAGUCGGAGAGCGCGUCGCUCGAUGGCUACGACUACAAGCAGACGAUUCCCGGUGACACCAGGGAGUACCAGCGUUACGUGACCAACUGCCAGCCCAACGGACAGUGCCAACAGCAGAUCCUCAGUCCGGGCCAAGUGGAUCCGGGACACAGGCAGCUGCUGCAGGACAUACGCGCCGUGGCCCAUGCUCAUAUCGAGGGCUGCACCAAGAGUCCCGUUGUCUAUGUGCCCCCAGGUGCCUUGAUGAAUGCUCAAGGGCAGCUUAGGCCCAGGAAUAGGCGCACCUAUGAGCGCCGGGAGGAGCUGAUCGACAGGCAUCCCUUCAACUAAAGGGGCUAGUCCACACUCGAAUUUAGUUUUAUUAAGUGUUAUUGUUUGUCGGAGAUUUUUCAAUGUAAAUACAACCGAUUCCAUGAUUUGUUUAAACAGCCCAAAGGUAGACAAUGCUCUGGGGGGAUCGCCAGCUGAUUGAG
This is a messenger RNA of Drosophila subobscura, 1395 nucleotides long. Its product is annotated as ataxin-2 homolog. The record is from RefSeq and is a predicted model, not a curated record. Lineage: Eukaryota; Metazoa; Arthropoda; Insecta; Diptera; Drosophilidae. Bases 161 to 1252 code for a protein of 363 amino acids. The transcript is spliced from 3 exons.